Pleurotus ostreatus (oyster mushroom) is the source of this 2331-nucleotide messenger RNA. RefSeq lists its product as uncharacterized. The record is from RefSeq and is a predicted model, not a curated record. Bases 1 to 2331 code for a protein of 776 amino acids. Gene Ontology annotation, biological process: transmembrane transport. Gene Ontology annotation, molecular function: oligopeptide transmembrane transporter activity. Lineage: Eukaryota; Fungi; Basidiomycota; Agaricomycetes; Agaricales; Pleurotaceae. The transcript is spliced from 16 exons.
AUGUCUGCGUACUCCUCAAGUGAAGAGUGGAGCCAGGCCUGCUCCUUCGACAGAGACAUGGAGAAGUCCCCCUCGUCCUCAGAUCUCACUCUACUCGACUCUUUCACGAUCACCUUGGCCGAUUUUCAAGACCCCAAUACUGAGAAAGAAGAUGCUAUGACCGCGUUCCUUGAGGACGACUCGCCAUAUCCGGAGGUUCGUUCAGCAGUCGCCAACACCGACGAUCCCUCAAUACCGUCAUCAACAAUACGAGCUUGGGUCAUUGGCUUAUUAUUCGCCGUCGUUAUGCCUGGCUUGAAUCAAUUCUUUUAUUUCCGUUACCCUUCGGUGACGGUUGGAGGCAUCGUCGCACAAUUACUGUCGUUUCCCAUCGGACGAGCCUGGGCCAAAGUCAUGCCCAAUGUAACAAUACUCGGUGUCCCGUUGAACCCCGGACCCUUCACGAUCAAAGAACAUGUACUCAUUACUAUCAUGGGCUCAGUGGCUUCAGGUUCUGCUUAUGCAACCGAUAUCGUCGCUGUGCAGCGCGUAUAUUACAAGCAAGUCUACGAUUUCGGCUACGAGUGGAUGAUCGUUAUGUCUACCCAACUCAUCGGCUUCUCCAUGGGUGGUAUCGCUCGUCGUUUUCUCGUUCAGCCAUCCUCCAUGAUCUGGCCUUCGAAUUUGGUCACAUGUGCCCUCUUCAAUACCCUGCACUCGUCCUCAUAUGCCGGUAUCGGCGAUCGAGGCGGCAUUACUCGAGAGCGAUUCUUCUUCAUCUGCUUUGUUUGCUCUGCCGUCUGGUACAUCGUCCCAGGCUACUUGUUCCAAGCACUCAGCUACUUCUCCUGGGUAUGCUGGAUCGCCCCUGAGAACGUCGUCGUAAACCAGCUCUUCGGGUACCAACAUGGAUUGGGCAUGAGUCUCAUAACCUUCGAUUGGGCUCAGAUCUCGUACAUCGGAUCACCCCUCGCUACUCCUUGGUGGGCCGAAGCCAAUAUCGCUGCGGGUUUCGUGUUUUUCUUCUGGAUCAUCACUCCUAUCCUUCACUACACCAAUGUCUGGGACAGCAAAUUCUUCCCUGUGUCCUCCCGCAGCUCCUACGAUAACACCGGUGCCGCAUACAACGUGUCAAGAAUCAUCAAUCCAGACUUGAGCUUCAACCAGACUGCGUAUAACGAUUAUAGCCCUCUAUACUUGUCGACGACGUUUGCGAUGUCAUAUGGCCUUUCCUUUGCCAGUAUAACGGCCAUCUUGACACACGCAUUCCUCUAUUUCCGCAAGCAAAUCUGGUCACAAGCUCGCCGCGCUAUGCACGAGCAACCCGAUAUACACGCAAGGCUGAUGUCCAAAUAUCAGCAAGUCCCAGACUGGUGGUACAUGUGCAUCUUCGUGUCCUUAUUCACACUCGGCGUCACUGGCAUCUCCAUAUGGCCUAUCGACUUCCCUGUACCUUGGUUCAUCCUAUCGCUUGUUGUGGCAUUCCUCUAUGUUAUACCCGUUGGAAUGAUACAAGCCAUAACUAAUCAGCAAGUCGGCCUGAAUGUCAUUACGGAACUUAUUAUCGGGUAUGGGCUACCAGGUCGGCCCGUCGCAAUGAUGAUGUUCAAGACUUGGGGGUACAUCACGAUGGCACAAGCCCUGACAUUUACGUCCGACUUCAAAUUGGGACACUACAUGAAAAUCCCACCUCGUGCCAUGUUCUGGGCUCAGGUGAUCGCCACAAUCAUUGCGGGGACUGUGCAACUAGGUGUCCAGCAAUGGAUGUUCAGCAACAUACCAGAUAUGUGUCAGAAGGGACAGUCUAGCGGAUUCAUCUGUCCUUCCACGGAAACAUUCUACACGGCAAGUGUGGUAUGGGGUGUCAUUGGUCCAGCACGGCAGUUCUCGCAAGGCCAAAUUUACUACGGUUUGGUGUUCUUCUUCCUCGGCGGUGCUAUCUGUCCGGCAAUUGUGUACUUCUAUACCAGGAAAUACCCCAAUAGCUUUGUCCGAAACCUCAAUUUUCCGGUCAUCUUCUCUGGUACGGCAGCCAUUCCUCCUGCCACUGCGGUCAACUAUGUACCAUGGGCGAUCAUUGGGUUCAUCUUCCAAUUCGUUAUCCGGCGAAGGCACUUCUCUUGGUGGGCGAAGUACAACUACGUCUUAUCGGCUGCGCUGGACGCUGGCGUGGCCAUCGGCGCGCUGUUUGUAUUCUUCGCGCUUCAAUUCCCUGCGAAUGGUAGUAUAGGCGCAGACAAUAUACAGCAAUGGUGGGGAAACACAGUCUUCAUGAACACCGCCGAUGCGCUUGGCACAACCCUGAUGACGGUCCCUGCUGGCGAACAUAUAGGACCUCGGACUUGGGCGUAA